AUGUUGGCGUCCUCCUCCUCGCCUUCCUCCGCGGCUUUGCGCUCCCCUCACACCCAUCCAACUGGAGUGGCGCACUAUGAUACCUCGCCCGCUCCACAAUUCAACAGUCCUCGCUCGUCGCGCGUGGCCAUUGAGGAACUCCGUUCGGCCCUGAAUCGGCAUACCGUCGAUCCUGCCUCUCCUGAAUCUCCUGCUUCCCGCCGCCGGCGCGUAUCAGCCGUAUCAAUUGCACCCACCACGGCGUCCGUUGACACACUUGCCCCCAGCUCCGCCUUGGCCCUUUCUUUCGGUCCUUCAGCCGCCACUCCCUCGACCGUCCCUACUGAGCCGGCAGUCACGACUGCCCCCGUGGACAUUCCGUCCCCCGCUGCCGCAACGUCUGCCUCCGCUGCUGCCCCGGCCACCGCUCCCUCGAUGCUCGCUCCGGACAGUUCGGGCUCCAACAAGCGCAUCGGCGAAAGCGACCAUCACCCGCCGGAUGCGACCACACCGGCGGGGUUGGGUGCUCAGGAGGGGAGGCCUCGCAGUCUAAGCGCCUGCGGCCCUCCACCAAGCCCGAAGUCAAAGUCUUGCCUGCGCAAUUCCCCUGCAUCAGGGGCGCUUAACUCGCUUCCACUCCCGCUCGCCACCCCGGAUCUCCGUGGGGAUUACCUGCAGCGCCUUACCACCCACGCCACCCUCUCGCCCCCAAUCCUGCUCAGCAUGGUCUACUACAUCGAUCGGCUCUGCGCCCUGUACCCAGCCUUCACGGUGUCCAGUCUGACCAUCCAUCGUUUCCUGAUCGUCAGUGCGACGGUGGCCAGCAAGGGUCUCAGUGACAGUUUCUGGACCAACAAGACAUAUGCGCGUGUAGGGGGUAUCAGCAUCAACGAGCUGGCCAUGCUAGAGCUCGAGUUCCUGUUCAAGGUUCAAUGGCGGAUUGUGCCACAACCAGAAAUUUUGGAGGAUUAUUACCAGAGUCUGAUCGAGCGAUGCGAUGGCUUUGACAUCGAGCGUACCAGUGCUGUCCACAGCGUCGCCCCUACGACCGAUACUACGCCCGCUACUACGACAGCUACUACGACAGCAGCCAGUACCCCAUCAGCAUAA
Molecule: messenger RNA, 1089 nt
Organism: Penicillium canariense
Lineage: Eukaryota; Fungi; Ascomycota; Eurotiomycetes; Eurotiales; Aspergillaceae
Gene: phoB
Product: regulatory cyclin phoB
Exons: 2
Coding region: 1-1089 (362 amino acids)
Biological process (GO): regulation of cyclin-dependent protein serine/threonine kinase activity
Cellular component (GO): nucleus; cyclin-dependent protein kinase holoenzyme complex
Molecular function (GO): protein kinase binding; cyclin-dependent protein serine/threonine kinase regulator activity
Source: RefSeq, a predicted model, not a curated record